AGCCAGCUGAGAGGACAGGGAAAAGUUGUGAGGUAGCCGGAGGGACGGGUAGGGAGAAGAGUCAGCAUCAGCAGGGCUCUGCUGAGGAGGACUGAGAGCAGCCACUUUCCCCCUCCACUCUCUGUGUCUCUAUCUGUGUCUCUGUUUGUCUCCCCCCCUCUCCUCUCUCCUCUAAUUGUAUCCUGUCCAUGCUGCCGAUGCAAUGUGGCUGUCUCUGCAGUGAAAGUACUGGCUGCUGCUGGAUUCUCCUUGAGUGAACCCUGACUGUGCGCAGUAAGCGUUUGCCGCUCCGCCUGCUGUCCUGUUCGCACUGACUCAGCUGUGCAGGCAGCCGGGCCGGCCUCUGAGGGGAAAACACCGGCUGCAGGAGCAGUCCACAGGAGUGCUGAGGGGGCUGCCAGUCAGGCUCAUCUCCCCCUCCCGGGACUAUACAGUACUGUAGGUGCAUCAUUGGAACGUGCCUCCUUUUGGGUCAAACAAUCCAGAAAGCAGCUCCAGAUUGAAUCAAGUCUCAGUUGAGGCUAAAGGAUAUUUUGCUGUCCGGAGCUCGGGCUGGAUCCUGCUGCUGCUGCAGUCUUUUUUUUGGAUCACAUCUGGCGGUCAUGGAGGUCCAGUGGGUUGGGGUUGAAUCCCCGAGGCUGGGCCCUCCGCAAAGAGCCGUCGGCGUGAUAUUCUUAAUCCUUCUUGGCGUGUGGUCUGCUCAGGCGCUUGAGAUGUCUGUGGGGAAGAUUAACCAACUGGAGGCGGUGAAUGGCAGCACGGUCUUGCUGCCCUGCACAUAUGCCAGCUGUAUCGGAAUUAAGAACCUCUACUUCAACUGGCAAUUCAACAACAACGGUACCAUGCAGAAGGUGUGUGAAUCGGUGAUUAAGGAUGAGGGCGUGGUGCCAGAUGUGACAAUAUUUCGAGAGCGGGUGGAGUUUAUUGGGAUGAAUAAUCACAACAAUGUCUCCAUCCUGCUGUGGAACAUCACCUUCGAGGAUGGUGGCAAGUACACUUGUUAUGGAAGCAACCCCAAAGAGAAGGGCAGGAACCAUAGCGCCAUCUUCACCCUGAUCGUGGUGGACGAGUUGAGGGUGGUGGACAACACGCUGGCCACUAUGAUAGCCUCAGCUGUGGGCGGAGCCAUUGCACUGUUAAUGGGAUUCAUGCUGCUUAAGAACUUCACUCUAUUUGUUCUUUCCAAACUUGAAGAGAAAAAUAAGGAGUGCCUUGUAACUUCAUCAGGGAUCGACAACACAGAAAACGGCCUCUCAGGAUCCAAAGCUGAUUCAAAACCGACACCAAAAAAGAAAUGAGAAAGUGCAUGUGAACACAAACAUAUGGGUACUCGUAUUUAUAUACCUUCUUUGCAUAUAUUUGUAUAUGCACAUGUCUUUGCACACAUGUCCAAUCAUUAUGUUCAUGUUGAGGUACUCAAAUCUCUGCCUGGCUGUGGCCUUCAAAGAAAAUGAAUAUACAUGUACACAUAACUGUGCAGAUGAUAUACAACUGAAGAAUGUGCAAAUAAUGAGUUCACUGAUAAUGAUUUAAAAUAUGCAUACAAAUGUGGAAGAAAGUAUAAUUGCACCUGCCAGAGACACUUCAGAUUGUCAUUUUUCAGUGUGUUUGUCUUCUAUAUUUACAUCUCUUUUCCCAAAUGUACACUGUCUUAGUGUUUCAGCGAGCUCACUAUACCUUAAACAUGCGAAAGAAGGAGGAGAUUUUAAUUAUUGGCGGAUAUCUGGUAAAUCUAAUUAUUAUUAUUUCUACUGGAACAGUCGCAAUCUGAUGCAUUCUUAAAGCAAGACAAACAAACUGAAUGUGUACUGGUAUUUAUGGUUUUGUGUUGACCAUUAGAUAUUUGUCAAAUACCACAUUGGUAUUACACCCAAUAAGGUACAGAAAGGCCUUAAAAAGAGCAUUUAGAGUACUUGGGGGCUGCUUGUACUGCUUGAAAAUGAGUUUUAAUUUUAGGGGUUAUACUGUGAGUAUAAAUUCAGUGAAAGCAUUCAUGUUUGAGAUCAGUUCAAGCUAUGAGUCCCUAGUAGAUGGUUUCUAUUUAAACUCAAUAUAUUAAAAUCCCAUUAUGUGCACAUUUUUGUAAAUAAUGAGGAUGUUUGUACAAAUUUGUGUGUACAUGUUAUUCCCAACAAUGUGUUACGUAGUUGUAUAUCAUGUUUGCAUGGUCGCACCCUUUUUCAAGUUAUUUGCAGCCCUUGGUAUGUCAGUGAUUCUCUGCGGCCACAGCCAGAGUACAUAACAAAUUGACUGUUUUCCAUUCAAAGGGUAAACAAAAACAAUGUUUUUAAGUGCUUGAAACAGGGAUUAAUGCAAUGUAGUUACAGCUGGGCUGAAUACCUUUUCAGAAGAAGCAAAGUAACCCUUCAGUUAUAGAACCAACUCAAUCAAAUUGAGUUGUUGAAUUUACAGUGUUGUCCAAUCAUUUCAAACAGUCCUAUAUCACAAGUACUGGUCGACUUGUAACUACUUUCCACAGAACAGCUACUGUUUUUGUCUUAAUUAUUCCAACAAUUUUUAAACAAACUGAAUUUGAAAAAAUGAAUAAAAAGGAUUGCUUACAACAGUGGUUCUCAACUGGUCUAGCCUCAGGACCCGCCAACACCUCCUUGAUGAAAAAUCUUGACCCAAAGUUUCUAAAAUUUUCAACCUCUCAGAUUUAUUUAAUGAAAAAUAGGUUUGGACCUCAAAUGGAACAAAAUGUGACAAACAUGUUUUAAAUGUGCAUCAUGUAAUUUAGUGCAUCAAUCAUUUAAACAGUUUUUAUUCCAGGCACAAAUUCAUGACCCACUGAAAACCGCUUUGCGACCCAUAUUUGUGUCCCAAUCCACCAGUUGAGAACCACAGAUUUAAAGAAUACAAGUGUAUAAGGAUUCAGCCCAGCUUUUCAUGCUGUAUCUUCUCUUUGCUUGAUAUAAACACAGGUGCCUGUUAGUGCUUCUCUGCUCCUCUGCCAGCGUGGACGACUACAUACUGCAGAACAGUUUGCAAAACUCAGCAAACAGUAAUAACCCAACAAGCUUCUCAGCUCAAAUGAUAGACGAUCCCCUGGAACUUGCCCCCUAAACUCCCCCCUUAGAAAAUGUAUGACCCUCAGAUGAUGCUGCUUUUAAGACAAAUAACCAACGCAUUUAAAGCAUGUGCUACAUGGGAUGGGACACACUUUAGACACAAUGCUUGAAAAAAAGAAAAACACUUUUUGGGGAAAAAUAAAUAUGUCUUGAUACUAACACUGGUAGUGUCAGCUCAGAGGUCAACUGUAAAUUCCAUUUCUAUACCAUACUAAUUUCAUCGUGCUAACCCUGGCUUAUGUUUAGCACUAUUUAGUGAUGCAGCCCCAGAUACUGUUAGCCUGGAUCAGACUCAACAUGUUCCCUUUGCUUAGUACGUGCCUGUUGAUGUAAAUGGCUAACAUAGGACAAAUAUUCAUUCACCCAGUCUUGCAAUAAAAAUCUUUUCCAGCUGCCAUGCAGUGAAACGAUAAACCUGGUGGACCUGCCCAUGCAUACAGUAGGUGACACAUAAGAAUGGGAUUGGGCCUCAGGCAGCAGGCUGAGUAUGGGGGCUGUUGUUCAACUUUAACUCCAUCCAAGCUGGCAAUAAGACAGAUAAGAUAAGUGAUACUGUCAGUGGAUCCCACUGACUGAAAGUGCCAAACAGGAAGCAGCUGUGCUGGGUAUCACAAAAAGAUGAUUGUAUCUGCACCAAACUCAAAUAGUGAAAUACAAAUUCACCUGUUUUACAAAAUACAACUGUUGCACAUUCAAGCCUCUGAAUGUCUGGCUUUAAAAAGAAAUACCUCUGGAGAGUUGUACAGGUGUAAACACUGUGUAAAGCUGUAUAAACGUACCUCUCAGUUCCUGCAGGUGUUGAAUGAGUGCUAUGUACAGUGAAGUAUGAAUUUCUGCUAAUUUUCUGAAGUCUUUGUUGUUAAUGUUAAUAAUAAUGUGCCUCUGCAUUUAAGUGACUUUAGUCUUUAGUCGCUGGCUUAAAGCAAUACCAUAGAGGACGUUUGUUGGGCACUUUAAACAGAUGUUUAUUUUUGUGAAUGUAUAAUCCAAAGCAGUGUAGGUUGAUGAGAAAAAACCAAAAUGCUAACAUGGAGGUUUGAUGGAGUGUUUUGGUUUGAAAGGUCACAGGAAAAGGAUAGUAUUUGUUUCUGAAUGUGAUGCGAGUCUUGUUGAAACAUAAUUAUAAAGUGGGGCAUUCGUAUUAAAUCAAUUAUUAACUAUUUUUUUCAUUGUUGCAGUGAGUCAGGCGAGAAUUUGAUACCAAUCAAUCUCUGUCUUCCUGUAAACAAAGCUUAGCUUAGCUUAGCUUAAAGACUGGAACAGCUUGCCUAGCUCUAUCUAAGAUCUACCUUAAGGUGUUGGUAUAUCAAAUAUUUAUUUGCCUCUUUUGGGUAAAGCUGGGGUAGUAUACUUCCCUUGGCUACCAGUAUUUAUGCUAAGCUAGGCUAACUGUUUUCUAGCCCCAGCUCCAAAUUAAAUAAAUUAGAGUUUUCUUCUUCUCAUUCAAAUCUCAGCAAAAGAGAAAUUUAAAUUCCUUUCAGAAAAAUUUGGAAAUAUUUCUUUGGGAAAAAUCAAUAGACAAUAAAUUCAGUUUUAAGAAGAAUGACAGAGGACAAACAUUUCUGAAAAUGAUGUGAUACAUAGAAAUUAUUGAUAUAUUUGAAUGACUGAAGACCAUGAACGUUAAUGAUAGCCUAUAUGUUUAGUUUGAUUUCAAAAUGUCUGAGUGUACAGGGGUUGAUCCCUGUCAGUUGUGGAAUAAUAAGACCUGAUUUGUCUGGUUUACCAUCUAAUUGUUUCAAUGAACUGAGAAAAUGAAGCUUUUGGAGAAAGACCGGAUUGUUUCAGCAAGGGCCUUAUGAUGAAAAGCAACUCUAUGCAAACAACAGAAGUGAAUCCUCUGACAGUGUUUCAUACUGCACCUUUGAGUUUCCACUGUGACAGUUCUGUGAGCAAUACAACAGUGCUGGAUCAGGGAGGUCUGAUGAUGGGAUGCAGGUUGAAUGGGGAACAUUCAGAGGGGAGCAUGGACUGGACUGGAGCCCCCCGUACUCAACCAGACCCUGCAGAGUGUUAAGACUCACAAAGUCAUUCUCCACUGCUGCUCUCUGCACACAAAUAUACAGCUAUAAAGCUCUGGCUCGCUCUCAAAUGAUGUCUCCGUUUUCAACCCCUCAUCUGUGCACAUCAGCUCUUGAUCUCUUUAAUAUAGACACAUGAAAUCUAAUAAAGUUUUAAAUAAAA
Labrus bergylta (ballan wrasse) is the source of this 5255-nucleotide messenger RNA. RefSeq names its product sodium channel, voltage-gated, type IV, beta b (gene scn4bb). Gene Ontology annotation, molecular function: sodium channel regulator activity; transmembrane transporter binding. The record is from RefSeq and is a predicted model, not a curated record. Gene Ontology annotation, biological process: regulation of ventricular cardiac muscle cell membrane repolarization; cardiac muscle cell action potential involved in contraction; regulation of sodium ion transmembrane transporter activity. NCBI's taxonomy places the organism in Eukaryota, Metazoa, Chordata, Actinopteri, Labriformes, Labridae. Gene Ontology annotation, cellular component: plasma membrane; voltage-gated sodium channel complex.